UACGGCGGACUCGUGAUCCGCAGCUGCAACUUUUAGAAAUAGCUCUUAGUUGUUUCCGCUUUUUAAAUUUUGUUUUAAUGAAGCUCACUAAAUCAACAAGGACUUUUAUAUAGCAACUAGCUGCCAUUUAUACUUUUACUAGAAGUAAAGAAGUCAAGACUAGCCAACAAGUCAAUUAAAUCGGAUGUACGUGAAUUCUUUUUAAGAAGUAAAAUCUACAUUUCAAAUUUUCAGAAAGCCAAAAAUAUUGAACAUCUAAGAGUAUACAUAACAUUUUAUAUGAGAAAUGGAAUUGUAAGAAUGACAUCAGGGUUCUUCUAGGAAUGUCAUGAGGUCAUAAUGAAUGCUGUUACAUUCAACAAAGAAAAUGUGAACUCAUUCCACCAUGCAGUUAGUUCUGAAAUAGUGACUGCUCAGUGCUUUGGCCUCUUACCUGUACUUGGAAUUACUGCCCCAAAUGCAGCGAGCCUCAGGUUCCGGUGGUGUAGUUUCCGCACCAUGUUCAGCAUCUUCAUGUUGCUUGGAGCAGGUCUGAACACAUGUUUUGCUGUUGUGAUUAUGCAGUCAGGCAUAAGUUUCAAGCAGUCUGAUGGUGUUGUUUUCUUUGGGACAGUGACAGUAACGUACAUGCUCUUUCUCCAGCUUGCCAGACAGUGGCCUAACCUGGCAGUAGAAUGGGAGAAUUUGGAAAUCUCUCAGAAACAUUAUGGUUACCCCAGAAGAUUGCGACUCAAGAUAAUGAUUGUAACAACAGUUGUGUUGACUGGAGCCCUGGUGGAACAUGCACUUAGUAAGUCAAGUCAAAUUGCAGUAGCUGCAGCAUGUACAGACAAUGUGACUGACAUGUUCCACCACUACUUUACAAAGACUGGCACCUACAACCAAAUAUUCGCUGUCAUGGACUACAGUUUCGCAACAGCCACUUUGGCCCUAAUCAACAACUUCAUUGCCACUUUCACAUGGAACUUCACAGAUUUAUUCAUCAUACUAGUGAGCCUUGCCCUCACUGAGAGAUUUCGCCUCUUCAAUGAGUACCUUGUUUCUUUUCGUGGGAAGGUGCUACCAGGAAGCUUCUGGGCCCAGAUAAGAGAAGAAUACAACAGUCUUUCACAUCUCACCAGGACUCUUGAUUCUUGCAUCUCCAAAAUUGUGCUAGUGUCCUUUGGAAGUAACCUGUACUUCAUUUGUCGCCAACUCCUGAAUAGUCUCAGCCCAUUAGGUGGUAUAAUAAACACAGUAUACUUCUGCUGGUCAUUUGGCUUUGUGCUAUUCCGAACGGUGACAUUGUCAUUGUAUGCAGCAAGUAUUUAUGAUGAAAGUUUGAAGCCAAAGAGGGUGCUAUAUGAUGUUCCUCCAGAAAGCUAUCAUUUAGAGGUUUCAAGGUUUCUGAAUCAGAUAGUGACAGAUACUGUGGCACUGUCAGGGAUGAACUUCUUCUACAUCACAAGAACGCUUUUGUUGACAUUGGCUGGUACAAUUGUAACAUAUGAGAUUGUACUAGUGCAGUUAAACAGCAUCAGUAUCAUAGGAAGCAGUGCUGCUACCAACACGACAGAGCAGUGUGAGUCGUCUACAGAACAGUGCGAUAAAGUUGUGUUGCUUAAUGCUGCAAAGAGAACAGUGAGGAUGAUAUCGCUUCUACCCAGGAAUGUGAUAUAUUCCAUUGUUCCACACCAUAGAAUUUCUCCCUCCUGCCAUGCCAGCCAGCAAUCAGCUACCCCAGCUUCAGUUGAUCAAAUGGCAGUCAGAACUAAUGAGUGUGGAUAUCUACCAACGUUCAUGGAUCCACUGUCCACCAUUACUCCAGUGAGGACGGUGGAUAAUGUAGGAAGGUCUGAAUUGGUGGAAUUUAAGAAGUCUGUGUCUGAAUUAGAUUCAUUCCAUGGAGCAUUCAGCAAAGUCAUUGUUGUAGCUCAAUGUUUUGGGCUCAUGCCUGUCUGUGGCAUCACAGGUCCAAGUGCCUCAUUUACCAGGUUUUCAUGGUUUAAUCUGCGAGUCAUGUAUGCAGCAUUAUCUCUCUUUGGGACUUUCUUCAUGACAUCUUUGUGUCUUAUAAGAUUCUUCAAAUAUGGUCGCACAUUUGAAGAGACUCAAUGCUCUGUUUUCUAUGGCUGUUCAUUCAGUAGAAUGCUACUUUUCCUGCUGCUAGCACGUCGAUGGCCUGCUUUAGCUUAUAGAUGGGAGAAGAUGGAAAGAGUUCUUGCUCAUCAUGGCUACCCUUAUCGUCAGCAUCACAAAUUCUGUCUAAUAACUGCAAUGUUUCUCUCUAUAGCUUUCAUCGAACAUGCCUUUUCGCAUAUUCGAGUAAUCCGCUUGGCAGUAUUGUGUGCAAUAGAAGACAAGAUGGAUGGUAUAUGCACCUUCUUCUUCAAUAGCUUUCCCCAUGUGUAUGAUUAUUUUCCUUGUUCUCUCUGGAAUGGGAUAACCAUGUUCAUCAUCAAUGUGUUAUGUGCCUUUGGUUGGACUUACAUGGACCUCUUCAUUGUCCUGAUGAGUGUUGCGCUGGCUGACAGGUUUCGUCAGCUUAACAGAUGCUUGAAAUCUGUUCAAGGAAAGCCUGUCCCACCAAGAUUCUGGAACCAGAUGCAUGAAGAUUACAAUACGUUGUCUUGCCUAGUUAAGACAGUAGAUUCCUAUAUUUCAAAACUUGUGUUUCUUUCCUUUGCUAACAACCUCUACACUGUUUGCAUCCAGCUGCUCAACAGCCUACAUCUACCACAAAAUGCAGUCCAAAUGGUCUACUUCUGCUUAUCUUUUGGAUAUGUACUUCUACGGAUAGUUGCAGUGACCCUCUCUGCAGCCAGCAUCAGUGAGCAGAGCUGUCAAAUUAGGAAUAUCCUUUACUCAGUUCCUGCAACCAGCUUCUCCACUGAGAACUGUCCCAUGAAUCACUUGCAGGUGCAGAGAUUCCUACAUCAAGUGACAACAAAGGAAAUUGCACUAACUGGACUCAAUCUGUUUUCCGUCAGACGCACACUUCUUCUCACGGUAGCUGGAACUAUUGUAUCAUAUGAACUUAUACUGGUACAAUUCAGCGCCAUACAUGCAGAUGAACGUGACCUGACUGCACACAGUGUUGCCAAGCGAUACUGUCUCUGAAGGUCCUCCAUAUUCACCAGUCUAGUCCCUGCCAGUUACUAUUUGUUUCCGUAAAUGAAAGCCAUGAAAGGUUCAAGUAAGCACAAAAGACAAAAGAACUUGUAAGUGAAGUUUAAGAAGGUUGCAGGGAAAGGCCCAUUGGAGUGCUCCCUGAUGUGAUACAACCACUGGCAGAAAUAUAACAGUAGAAGAGAAUGCCUUCAAAAUCAGUGUGCUGUAAAACCUGUCAUGACUGGUAAGCUCAUAUGAGCAAAUAUUCACAAACUUCUUAACUACCAGGCAUAACAGAGGAUGUGAGGCAUACAGGCUGACUCCAUACAACACACAGAGACAUACAGGUAGUGUGUUCUGCUGUGUUCAUGAACUUCAUUCUUCAAUGUUACUGCAAAAACAGUAUCAUCUACCCAGUUUCAGCACAUAAUGCUAACAUUAAACAAUAAUAUAACAUCUUUUUUAUUGAUAACAAUAAGAUUACAUUUUAAAAGCAUCAAAUGUGAUACAGUAUUGUUAGUUACAGAAUUAAUGCCUUGGGCAUUUAACGAGGGAGAGCUGAUAAACAGGACACACAUGGAAGUAAAACAGCUGUAAUGGA
Cryptotermes secundus is the source of this 3691-nucleotide messenger RNA. RefSeq lists its product as uncharacterized. Gene Ontology annotation, cellular component: membrane. Gene Ontology annotation, molecular function: taste receptor activity. The transcript has 18 exons. The record is from RefSeq and is a predicted model, not a curated record. Bases 340 to 3099 code for a protein of 919 amino acids. Gene Ontology annotation, biological process: sensory perception of chemical stimulus; detection of chemical stimulus involved in sensory perception of taste. Lineage: Eukaryota; Metazoa; Arthropoda; Insecta; Blattodea; Kalotermitidae.